Molecule: messenger RNA, 1224 nt
Organism: Caenorhabditis remanei
Lineage: Eukaryota; Metazoa; Nematoda; Chromadorea; Rhabditida; Rhabditidae
Exons: 5
Coding region: 1-1224 (407 amino acids)
Biological process (GO): regulation of DNA-templated transcription; cell differentiation; anatomical structure morphogenesis
Molecular function (GO): DNA-binding transcription factor activity, RNA polymerase II-specific; RNA polymerase II cis-regulatory region sequence-specific DNA binding
Source: RefSeq, a predicted model, not a curated record
AUGGAUCUCCAAAAACCGCCCAAUUUCAUGUUGGACUGUGGAAUGGCUCCUCAUAUGAUGCAGCCGAUUCAGUGGGCAGCUGCUGCAAUUGCAGCCGCCUCAUCGACUAAUUCAGGAGCUUCGAAUGCCACCUCAUCGAAUUCCACGUCACAACAACAAUUGCAACAUCAUCCGUACGGGGCAACAGGUUAUAAGGUCCAAAUUCCACCAAAAAACUCGUCAGUAACACCAUAUUCCGAUGCAACAAACUGUAAAAAAUCAUCAAAUCACAUCAAACGUCCAAUGAAUGCAUUCAUGGUUUGGUCUCAGAUGGAACGAAGAAAGAUCUGUGAACACCAGCCAGAUAUGCAUAAUGCAGAGAUUAGUAAACAAUUGGGAUCAAGAUGGAGAAAUUUAACAGAUGAAGAAAAGGCUCCGUUUGUUGCAGAAGCAGAAAGAUUGAGAGUUUGUCAUAUGCAGGAAUACCCAGACUACAAGUACAAACCACGUAAGAAGCCGAAGAAGAAUCCAGAUGGAACACUCCAACAACCAGCUCAAACUCAGAAUGUUCCUCAGAAUGCUCCACGUGGCACUUCUCCACAAUCACGUCAACGAAAGCGUCCGAAUACAGAGCAAUCAGAUCCAUCUAGUCAGUUUCAAAAUUUCAAAACAGUCAAAAUGGAAUCAGAUUGGAUGGGACAACCACAAAUGAAUCAGAAGAUGCCAUUCCAUCCGUCAUAUCCAUCGCCUUCUGAGUUUGGACACGCCCCUUUGACUCCUGAAUCUGGAUUUUAUGAGGAUUUUUACAAUCAACAACAACAUCAAUUUGCACCACAACAGCAUAAUGGAGGAAGAGUUGGAAGUCCGAUUAGGAUGACAGCGUUGGGAAUGGAAAUGGGUAUGGCUCCUCAAAUGAUGGGGCAUAAUGCUGGAUUUGGUGCUGGAAAUCAUCCAUUCUACUUGCAUACUUCGCCUCCUUCAGUUGAUCAGGAUGACAUGCGUUCCCUCUCAUCUGGUUCUUCUGGAUACGCCGAUUGUAGUGCAUCCGAACAAUCCACGUCAUCACCAACAUCUUCUGGAGUUGCGUCAAUGACGUCAUCUGCUUCUGGAACUGUUUCAACGUCAUCUGGAAUGCAUAGUUCAAUAUUCUCUGAUGAUUUCUCUGGAAUCUAUCCAACAGUUAAUGUUCCACCUGGUUUUCCAUGGGGAGACGCUUUGAAGAGUAUUGAUUUGGAGCCGUUUUAG